This is a messenger RNA of Theileria orientalis strain Shintoku, 951 nucleotides long. RefSeq lists its product as hypothetical. The record is from RefSeq and is a predicted model, not a curated record. The transcript has a single exon. Lineage: Eukaryota; Apicomplexa; Aconoidasida; Piroplasmida; Theileriidae. The coding region runs from base 1 to 951 and encodes 316 amino acids.
AUGGAGGUUGAUUGGAAUAAAUAUAAGUAUUUGCAACUCUAUAAAAAGUAUAGCUCUUCAUCUGCUAAGAAGUUUUCUACAGUGGUUGACAAAAUACUAAGCUAUAUACCCCUCGUUCUCGACUCUCCACAAAACCAUUCACACAACAAUAACUCUGCUAUCGUUGUAGGCGGCACUAUGCAAAAUAUUAAUUCCACUCAUAUUCAAAGUACUAAGGGAAUGUCUGAUGAAAAUAAAGAUACCACAAGAAAAACAGACGAAGAUUUACCAAAGGAGGCCGCGCUUCCAUCCGAUCAGAAGGUGGACAUGGAAAUCACCGAUGACCACAAGGGUGGCUUGAAAAGGAAAUACAACGAAUGCUCGGGGGCAGAUAUUCAACAGUUCAACUCCUCAGAUUCCACAGAAUCCUCGGAAAGCUUCGCCUCAGACCUGAUCUUCGAUAUGAAGUACUGCAGCCUGCAGCUGCCCAUACCUCCGGAGUUGUACCAGGAGGAGGACUACACACUAGAAACGAACGUAUCGCCCUCAAUAACGGAGUAUGACAUUUGCUACGACGAGGACCUGGCCAGCAACUACGUGAUGGUCGAGCCGUUUCGAUUCUUGAGCAAGGUGCACGUCACCUUCGACAAGGAAUCCGGAGAGCAGUGGUGCUGCUGCUACUACGACGCCAAGGGGAACUACACGAGAAAGAGGUUUAAGACCUCGGUUAUCGCAUUCGACACAGCAAAGAUGCUCGCGAGUCGGUGCCGGGAGGCCGCAGAAAGGUCGUUCCACAAAAUAUGGAUCCUGAAACACAAGAAUCUGCUGAACAGACCAAUUCCGGAGAACCUGACGGACUCGUUCAUGCUGGUUGUGAAUAAGAUUAAGGAUUGCUUGGCCAGGGAGCACUGCAUGGUCUGCUGUGUGGACAAAAUCAGGGAAACUUUGCACUCAGCACACAAGCAUGAUUAA